AUGCCAUUGGUGGAGUUUGCGUACAACAAUAACUUUCGUGCGAGCAUUGGAAUGGCUCCGUAUGAAGCCCUGUAUGGACGAAAGUGCCAAUCUCCACUUUGUUGGUAUGAGACUGGUGAAGUAAUUGUUUUGGGUCCUAAUUUGGUAGCAGAGACCACUGAGAAGAUUAAGAAGAUUCCGGAGAGAAUUCUAACGGCACAGAGUCGACAGAAGAGUUAUGCGGAUCAGAGAAGGAAGACGUUGGAGUUUCAUGUAGGAGAACAUAUUCUGAGGCGAUUCAGGCUGGUGGCGUAUCAAGUAGCUUUGCCACCUCAUCUGUCAAACUUGCAUGACGUAUUCCACGUGUCACAACUCUGUAAGUACACGUCGGACGUGGCUCAUGUGUUAGAGCCUGAGUCGGUCGAGUUGAAGGAGAACUUGACAUUUCAAGUAACACCGGUGCGUAUCGAUGACACUAGUGUGAAGAAGCUGCGAGGAAAGGAAGUUUCAUUGGUUAAGGUUGCUUGGAAAAGAGCAGGAGUAGAAGAGCAUACUUGGGAAUUAGAGUCCGAGAUGCGGAAAGAUUAUCCCAAGUUAUUCUCAGUACUUCGAUUCGCGUACCGUCAGCGGCUACACGAAGCUCUCGCCGAGCCCAUCACUCCAUUCAAGCUUUGUGGAUCCACUUGUGAUUUGAUUGGUUAUUCCGAUUCCGAUUUUGCCGAUUGCAAAUUGGAUAGGAAAAGCACUAGCGGCACUUGUCACUUGCUAGGAAACUCUCUUGUUUCAUGGCAUAGUAAGAAACAAGUAAGUGUCGCCUUGUCUACCGCCGAAGCCGAGUAUGUAGCCGCCGGUAGUUGUUGCGCCUAA
Molecule: messenger RNA, 846 nt
Organism: Arachis ipaensis
Lineage: Eukaryota; Viridiplantae; Streptophyta; Magnoliopsida; Fabales; Fabaceae
Source: RefSeq, a predicted model, not a curated record